Zeugodacus cucurbitae (melon fly) is the source of this 1508-nucleotide messenger RNA. It is a transcript of the gene Fer2, whose product is annotated as protein dimmed. The coding region runs from base 183 to 1028 and encodes 281 amino acids. The transcript is spliced from 5 exons. The record is from RefSeq and is a predicted model, not a curated record. Gene Ontology annotation, biological process: regulation of transcription by RNA polymerase II; developmental process. Lineage: Eukaryota; Metazoa; Arthropoda; Insecta; Diptera; Tephritidae. Gene Ontology annotation, molecular function: protein dimerization activity; RNA polymerase II transcription regulatory region sequence-specific DNA binding; DNA-binding transcription factor activity, RNA polymerase II-specific.
GGAUUUGAAUUAAUUGUGAAAAUUCUCAUUCAAGUGCGGUUGUGCGGUUUGAUGCUGUGCUGGAUAAACUUAAUUUGAUAAGAGAAAGUGAUUUGAAAAUAGAAAAUUUAUAAAAGAUAAAGAAACAAUAAUUUGUUUUAAACAAAUAAAAAUCAAAGCAAUUAAGCAAUAACAUUUCAAAAAUGUCGCGAAAUCAAUUACCCGAUUCUUCUUCUUCGCCGCCAAUAAGCCACCUAUCGUUUCAUAAUUUCGAUGAUGACAUGAUCAACGAUUUACCGUCGUGCGUUUAUGCAGGUGCAGCGCAUCACGUGACCGCCGCAACGGGUGGGCUUGGCGGAGGCGGCAACAAUCUGCGUAUGAGCACGAGUAAUCUACGACAGAUGCAACAACAAUACUUACAACAUACGGAGAACCUACUGGAUUCGUCAACUGGCAUGUCACUUGUGUCGGCGAGCUCUUCGUCCGGUUGCGGUGCUGGUGGCGGCGCCGGCGGUGGCAAUUCAGCCAUGCACUGCAAUAGUCCGAGUGCGAGCAGCAGCAGUGUGGGUUAUGGCAAUGCUGGCGCGAUGAAUGCUGCUGUUGCCGCGGCGGCUGCCGCAGGCUCGACUCCUUACAAACUGCAGCGGCAACAGGCGAACGUGCGCGAGAGGAAACGCAUCCAGAGGUCGGCACCAACUGGGUACACUAAAUGUAGCAUCAAUUCAGCUUUCGAUGAGCUGCGCGUCCACGUUCCCACAUUUCCUUAUGAGAAACGUCUAAGCAAAAUCGACACCUUACGCUUGGCCAUCGCUUAUAUAUCUCUACUGCGUGAGGUCCUUCAAACCGACUACGAUCCCCUCACCUAUGUGGAGAAGUGCUUGCGUGGUGAGAUUAAGGCAGAUCGUGCCAACUGGAAUACAAGUGAUCUCACGGCACGUCUUUCGUGGAUCAAUUGGGAAAACCUGGGCGUACAUCCAGGCCGGAGAACUUUACUUACCACACUGGCAUUAUCCUCGGAGCCAAUGUGCGGUGCACACUGUGGGCCAUAAAUACCCGAAUUUGAUUGUUAAUUUUUUAAGAAUUCCGAAGCAUAUCUUAUAAUUUUGUUGUGAUAUUAAUUUAGACCAACUGUCUUCCUUUUUCUGAAUUACUUUAAGCUUAACUUAAGUGAAAAUAUAAUAAGUUAAUAUUAUUCGUAAGAUUAAGUUUUUAUUCCCCUGCCAAAGCAAAUAAAAAUAUUUAAAUAAAAUUAAUUAAUUACGAGUGUUACGGGUGAAUGGCUAUUCGGAUUUCCAGAAAAUUCUAUUUUUGCUAAACGGAAUUUAGAGAACUUUUUGAACCAAUAAUUUUUAUCCUGUACGACAAGAUUUUAUUAAUACAUAUAGCUGAUUCGAAGAAAACGAUUCGCUGAUGUGUGGCCCUCACACUUAUGUUGGAUUUUUAUGUUUUGAAUACCGAGAAUUUUCAACCAAAAAAAAAUUUUUCACUUUUGGAAUCUCAGAUUUACGGCAAGAACAAAUAUUUCAAAA